Callithrix jacchus (white-tufted-ear marmoset) is the source of this 1089-nucleotide messenger RNA. NCBI's taxonomy places the organism in Eukaryota, Metazoa, Chordata, Mammalia, Primates, Cebidae. The record is from RefSeq and is a predicted model, not a curated record.
UUCUGAUUUUUUAAAAAUUAUUACUUUUUUUAUCAGAGCCAUUACCCUGGAAAAUAAUUUUUUAUUUUCAUGAUAGCCUACCACUGAAUUUCCAAUUCUGAUAUUAAUGAAACAUCUCUAUAAAGGGUUGAAGUAUCUUCCCGCAGUAAUUGCCAAGGAACAGAACUGUCAAUUUAUUAAUGAAACAUGACAUGCGUUGAACAAGACAAGCUGGGUCAAGCAUUUGAGGAUGCUUUUGAGGUACUGAGGCAACAUUCAAUUGGCGAUCUUCAGUAUUCGCCAGAUUACAAAAAUUACCUGGCUUUAAUCAACCAUCGUGCUUAUGUCAAAGGAAAUUCCAGCUGCUAUGGAGUGUUGCCUACAGAGGAGCCUGUCUAUAAUUGGAGAACGGUAAUUAACAAUGCUGCGGACUUCUAUUUUGAAGGAAAUAUUCAUCAAUCUCUGCAGAACAUAACUGAAAACCAGCUGAUACAACCCACUAUUCUCCAGCAAAAGCGGGGAAAAGGCAGGAAGAAGCUCCGACUGUUUGAAUACCUUCACGAAUCCCUGUGUAAUCCCGAGAUGGCAUCUUGUAUUCAGUGGGUAGAUAAAACCAAAGGCAUUUUUCAAUUUGUGUCAAAAAACAAAGAAAAACUUGCCGAGCUUUGGGGAAAAAGAAAGGGCAACCGGAAGACCAUGACUUACCAGAAAAUGGCCAGGGCACUGAGAAAUUAUGGAAGAAGUGGGGAAAUUACUAAAAUCCGGAGGAAGUUGACUUACCAGUUCAGUGAGGCCAUUCUCCAAAGACUCUCUCCAUCUUAUUUCUUGGGGAAAGAGAUAUUCUACUCACCAUGUGUUCAACCUGAUCAAGAAUAUCUCAGUUUAAAUAACUGGAAUGCAAAUUAUAAUUAUACAUAUGCCAAUUACCAUGAGCUAAAUUACUAUGAUUGCUAAAUAUACUCUCAUAGUUCAUGGUUUGCUGGCAUUGGAAAUCCCAAGUUUUUUGUUUUUUGUUUUUUUUUUAAUUUUUUAUACCUAUGCUAGUGCAAAUCCCUACAAGUUUUUUCUUUAUUUUUUUUUUUAAAUUUUUUCAUACCCAGUUCCUGCAGA